AUGAACAGUGCCUGGGAUAGCCUUCGCGCUGCAUGGGCUGAGAACGUGUGCUCCAGCGCCUUUCUCGCAGACGUCCAAGCUUUCUUCGAUGUCGUGGGCCAGCGAGGGCAUGAGAUCAACGUUUUGGCCAGUGACCUCGAGGUUGUUGAAAUCCAGUAUGUCGAGCAUGCGCUUUCCAUGCAAACCUACUUGGCACGCAGAGAAGAACUGAAGGCGCAGUUUCAGUGUUCAGGCCAGGUAGGCGAUGCGCAGACCGUGGGGCCCUUGGGCCCAUGGACGCACUCGGCGAUUCGACGGUGCCAAGGAGUUUGGGCAGAUAAGCAGGGCAAUUAUGUAUGGUUGAUUGCUGGGGAGGAGGUCAUCAAUGCAGCCACCUUGGUCGCUGAGAUCCUCGAGCCGGAGUCUGCAGCGAUCCUUCGAGCCGACCAUGGCCACAUGAAUUUUCGGGCUUUGCCAUGGCCCCACCUUCUUUCAAGGCCGGAAUGUGGGGACACGGACUCCGAAGUAUCCCUCAUGUGGCUUGUCCACCAGUACUCUCACACAUCGCGGACCAACGUGAAGCAGAUCAACGGCGUGUUUCAGGCCGUUGAUGAGGUGAUCUUCUGGAACAGUGGCCACAGGGAGAGCGCUCCUGCGCGAUGGGAGCGAAGCCCCGUUCUUUUUGGACAUUGGUGGCUACAAGGCCGUGAAGCAUUGCUCUUCCCUCUGGAGGUGUUCCUUCAGGGUGCAGCGCUUCUGGAUCUCAUGGCACAACAUCAUGGACGUGUUGCAGAGCAGAAGGCCAACCUCGAGGCAGAAUUUGUGGAGAUGGCUGGCAAUGGGGUCCCUAGCAACUAUGGUGCCGUGCUGUACUACAACCAGACCUUCUAUCCGAUUUGGGAGGAGCGCCACCCGCUGGAACCAAUCGGCCGCUUCCGGUCGCGGCACUUUACAGGAACUGUGGACAAAAGCAACCGAAGGAUGGAGAUUUCCCCUUUGGAGGACCCCGGUAGUGACGCACUGGUACCUCCGUUCUUGAAGAAGCUCUUUGGCUUUCGCAGAGGCAUCACAGCGCGGCUCAGCCCAAAGCCGUUGGAUCUCAAUGUGAACGAGAUCUUUCUAUUGCAAGGGACCACCGCAGCCAGUGCACAGUGCCCAAGAGACGACUCUGCUCGUGUUCAGACUCAGGUGUUGUCGUGCCAUGCAGGAUCCAGUGCAGGGUCGGGCAUCUACCUCACAGACUCCGCAGUGAAGGCCGAUCAAUGCAGCGAGCUGCAUCCCAAUGGCCUGUGUGCCAUUCUGAUUUGUCGCGUCUGCCUGGGGCGCGUCAUCAACCAGUCAGAAGGAGAUCGUCACGGGAACUCGAUCCGGCGAGGAUCAGAGUAUCAGAGUGUAAAGCUCGCCAGUGACGUGAAUGAGUAUGUGAUCUUCGAUCCUUCGCAGGUCUAUGUGGAGUAUCUGGUCUGGUACCGACGGCGCUACCACAAUCUGAGCCGACAUGAGUAG
This is a messenger RNA of Durusdinium trenchii, 1485 nucleotides long. Lineage: Eukaryota; Dinophyceae; Suessiales; Symbiodiniaceae. The record is from the annotation of a GenBank genome assembly.